GGCGCCUGCGCCGGUUGUUUUCGGCGAUGGCUGGCGGUGCUCGGGGUCUUUGCGCUGGGUUUCCACUCUGCAGGCAACUCAGUGGGUUCAGGACGAGUGACGGCGCACGAAAGAGGCUCAGUUAUGAUGUGGCCAUUGUUGGAGGCGGAAUCGUUGGACUGGCAUCUGCUAGAGAACUGAUACAGCGGUUUCCUAAAUUGACAUUCAUUGUACUGGAAAAGGAAAAGGAACUUGCUUUCCAUCAGAGUGGACAUAACAGUGGGGUUAUUCACAGUGGAAUUUACUAUACACCAGGAUCUUUAAAGGCUCAACUGUGUGUGCGGGGUGCUGAACUAAGCUAUGCUUAUUUUGAGAAGAAAAGUAUCCCUUAUAAAAGAUGUGGUAAGCUUAUUGUUGCUGUUGAUCGAGAAGAAGUUCCACAGUUAAAAGCUUUGUUUGAACGUGGACAGCAGAACAAUGUCCAAGGCCUGAGACUUAUUAGUGGAAAGGAAAUCAAAGAGCGAGAGCCCUAUUGUAAGGGUUUGAUGGCCUUGGAUUCUCCAAACACAGGCAUUGUAGAUUGGAGAGAGGUGGCCCUAUCGUAUGCAAAAGAUUUUUGUGAAAUGGGUGGGAAUAUAGAAACACAGUUUGAAGUAACUGACUUCCAGAGUACUAAAGAAAGUCCUGAAGGCAGUAAAGAUGGUUUAAAGUAUCCAAUUACCAUCAGGAGUCUAAAGCAGAAAACUGCAAUACAGUGCAGGUAUGUUGUGACAUGUGGAGGUCUCCAUUCAGAUAGGCUUUCACAGAAAUCUGGUUGUAGCUAUGAUCCGAGUAUAGUGCCUUUUCGAGGAGAUUACCUGGUGCUAAAACCAGAGAAGCGCUAUUUAGUAAAAGGGAACAUUUAUCCUGUUCCAGAUCCAAAGUUUCCUUUUCUUGGUGUACACUUUACACCGAGAAUGAAUGGGAGCGUCUGGCUUGGACCCAAUGCAGUUUUGGCAUUUAAACGCGAAGGUUACAAUGUUUAUGAUUUUGACCUGCAUGAUUUUAGAGAAGCAAUAUGUUAUAGUGGGGUUCAAAAACUUGCCAUGAAACAUGUUGUAUUUGGUAUAAAUGAAAUGUAUAGAGGAAUCAUUAUCAGUGCCCAAGUGAAACAGCUUCAGCGGUAUAUUCCACAGCUUACCGUCAAUGACGUUAUGAGAGGCCCAUCCGGAGUAAGGGCACAAGCCUUGGACAAAAAUGGUAAUCUAGUAGAUGACUUUGUGUUUGAUGGAGGCUCUGGACCUAUUGGGAGCCAAGUUCUUCAUGUUCGAAAUGCACCUUCACCUGCAGCAACCUCAUCCUUAGCCAUUGGAGAAAUCAUUGCUGAUGAAGCAGAGAAACGAUUUAAUUUGUAGAUUUUUAUGGCUUUAAUUUUGGAAGAUGCAAAAUUCUUAAACUCAGAUUGAAAAUUUGAAUGCUACAGAUUGUUCUGAUUUUAAAAUUCUUACACUAUUGUAUGUAACUUUCAUUUCUGAAUUUGAUCAGUGGUAUGUUUUUAAUACAAGCUUAGACACUAAGAAAGUUUGCAAUUUAUUAUUACUGUUGUACUGUAACUCGGG
Molecule: messenger RNA, 1577 nt
Organism: Mobula hypostoma (lesser devil ray)
Lineage: Eukaryota; Metazoa; Chordata; Chondrichthyes; Myliobatiformes; Myliobatidae
Gene: l2hgdh
Product: L-2-hydroxyglutarate dehydrogenase
Exons: 10
Coding region: 27-1373 (448 amino acids)
Molecular function (GO): (S)-2-hydroxyglutarate dehydrogenase activity
Source: RefSeq, a predicted model, not a curated record